AUGAUGGUCACAGCAAGAGCUCCCUGGGGCUGGCUUGUGGGGUACCUCGUCUUUGGGGUCACAGGGUCCCUCGCCUCCCACAGCCACAGCCACGGCCAGAUCAUCAACGGGGAGGACUGCAGCCCCUACUCACAGCCCUGGCAGGCAGCUCUGUUCGCCGACGACGAAUUCUUCUGCUCGGGCGUCCUGGUGCAUCCGCAGUGGGUGCUGUCGGCUGCUCACUGCAUACAGAGCUCCUACACCAUCGGGCUGGGCCUGCACAAUCUGGAGGCCGAACAGGAGCCAGGCAGCAGGAAGCUUCAGGCCUCGCUCUCCAUCCAGCACCCUGACUACAACCACCCCUUUCUGGCCAACGACCUGAUGCUCAUCAAGCUGAAUGAAUCCGUGGUUGAGUCCCACACCAUCCGGAGUAUAGCCGUGGCGACCCAGUGCCCCAUCCCUGGAGAAUCAUGCCUGGUCUCCGGCUGGGGUCUGCUGAGGAACGGCAGACUGCCCAGCCGGCUCCAGUGCGUGAACAUCUCAGUGGUGUCAGAGGAGCAGUGUAAGGAGGUCUUCUCGCCUGUGUACCACUACAGCAUGUUCUGUGCCGGCGGAGGACCAGAUGGCAAGGACUCCUGUAACGGUGACUCUGGGGGCCCCAUCGUCUGCAACCAACACCUUCAGGGUCUCGUGUCUUUGGGACUGGACAAGUGCGGCCAGCCCAGUGUACCAAGCGUCUACACCAAUCUGUGCAAGUUCACCAACUGGAUAAUGAAAACCAUCCUGACCAGUUAG
Molecule: messenger RNA, 774 nt
Organism: Dipodomys ordii (Ord's kangaroo rat)
Lineage: Eukaryota; Metazoa; Chordata; Mammalia; Rodentia; Heteromyidae
Gene: Klk4
Product: kallikrein-related peptidase 4
Exons: 5
Coding region: 1-774 (257 amino acids)
Biological process (GO): proteolysis; amelogenesis; extracellular matrix disassembly
Molecular function (GO): serine-type endopeptidase activity
Source: RefSeq, a predicted model, not a curated record